AACAACAAUUGUUGGACUUGGACACGACAGCCCUGAUGUCGUUGCCAAUGAAUUCGCUGUAUUCGCUCACUUGGGGCGAUUACGGCACGAGCCUGGUAUCGGCCAUACAAUUGUUGCGCUGCCAUGGCGACCUUGUCGAUUGCACUCUGGCCGCCGGGGGACGCAGUUUUCCGGCCCACAAAAUAGUUCUCUGUGCCGCCUCGCCGUUUCUCCUGGAUUUGUUAAAGAACACACCAUGCAAACACCCUGUGGUAAUGCUAGCAGGCGUCAAUGCCAACGAUUUGGAGGCACUGCUUGAGUUCGUCUACCGUGGCGAAGUAAGCGUCGAUCAUGCCCAGCUGCCCUCUCUACUUCAGGCUGCCCAGUGCCUGAAUAUCCAGGGACUGGCCCCUCAAACUGUCACCAAGGACGACUACACCACUCACUCGAUCCAGCUGCAGCACAUGAUACCCCAGCAUCACGACCAGGAACAGUUGAUAGCGACAAUUGCAACGGCCCCCCAGCAGACGGUGCAUGCGCAGGUUGUCGAGGACAUUCACCACCAAGGACAGAUCCUUCAGGCGACCACCCAGACCAAUGCAGCGGGACAACAGCAAACGAUUGUGACCACGGAUGCAGCUAAGCACGACCAGGCGGUAAUUCAGGCCUUUUUGCCGGCACGUAAACGGAAACCCAGGGUCAAGAAAAUGUCACCUACGGCACCGAAAAUCAGCAAAGUUGAAGGAAUGGAUACGAUUAUGGGCACACCGACAUCAUCCCACGGCGGCGGUGGAGUAGUCCAACAGCAGCAAGUUCUCGGCGAGAACGGAUCUGAGGGCCAGCUUCUCACAUCCACUCCCAUCAUCAAAAGCGAAGGGCAAAAGGUGGAGACGAUUGUAACAAUGGAUCCGAACAACAUGAUACCGGUUACGUCGGCAAAUGCGACCACAGGCGAAAUCACGACGGCAGCAGGCACCACGGGCUCGUCCGGAGGUAAUACAAGCGGCACGCCAUCCACGACAAAGGCCAAGCGAACCAAACAUCCGCCCGGGACAGAAAAACCACGCUCUCGCUCUCAAUCGGAACAACCGGCUACAUGCCCCAUUUGCUAUGCCGUCAUACGUCAGUCGCGGAACCUGCGGCGCCAUCUCGAGCUGCGGCACUUCGCCAAGCCCGGGGUGAGGAAGGAGAAGAAAAGUAAGUCCGGUAAUGAUACGACACUAGACACCAGCGCCGAGCUGAACACUACAACAGAGGGCGACACAACCGUGGGAGAAGAAUCAGCAGAAUCGGCAUCCAGUGGCAAGAAGUCGGGUAGCGGCACAUCUGGCUCGGGUUCGGGGUCGGGCUCUGGUUCAGGCGGGAGUGCAGCUCUAAACUCGAGUGGAGGAGGAGUGCCCCAGGUACAGACGGUUCAGUCCCUUCACACGCUGCAAGGUGUGCAGGUGAAGAAAGAUCCCGAUGCCCAACAACAGCAGCAGCAACAACAACAGCAGCAGCAACAGCAACAACAACAACAGCAGCAGCAACAACAGACAAUGACAGUAACAACCACCUCGUCGGGAGGACAAGUGCAGCAACAGCAACAGCAACAACAGGUUCAGGUGCAACAGCAGCUGCAACAUCAUCAGAUUAUAGAUUCGUCUGGCAAUAUAACAACGGCAACGACGAGUGCCCAGGCGGCGGCUGUGCAGCAACAGGCGGCGGGCCAGCAGCAGCUGGUGGCCCAGGCGGCGGAUGGCAGCGAGAGUGGGGCGCCCAUGUCGAUUGCCCAGGUGCAGACACUGCAAGGUCAUCAGAUCAUAGGCAACUUGAAUCAGGUGAAUAUGACUGAUUUCCAACAGCAGCAGCAGCCACCACAACAGCAAACACAACCCCAACAGACACUCUGAUGAUCGGACCGGACCGAAACGUAGAAACUAUUAUAAUAUUUGCGUGGUUUGCGUAGUUCAAUUCUAAACAAAGGAAAAUCAUUACUGGCUCUUGAUGGAUGGCCGGGUUCGAAUCUGUCUCCGUGCCAUCCACUGGUAGCCUCUAGUUAUUACCAUUUUGUUGUACAAUUCUAUUGCCUUAAAUGUUGAUUUUGCUCUACAU
Molecule: messenger RNA, 2073 nt
Organism: Drosophila subobscura
Lineage: Eukaryota; Metazoa; Arthropoda; Insecta; Diptera; Drosophilidae
Product: transcription factor GAGA
Exons: 5
Coding region: 36-1871 (611 amino acids)
Biological process (GO): regulation of transcription by RNA polymerase II
Cellular component (GO): nucleus
Molecular function (GO): protein binding
Source: RefSeq, a predicted model, not a curated record